UAUGGGUUAGUUCCACAACUAUUUGUUUAAAUGCUGCAAACAUAGUUAAUAUGUCUCCACAGUUGAAAAGGUCGUUUUAUGCUGUAUUUCCUUAACAAUUACGGUUUAUGGCUUUCAAAAAGUUCAUCCUUGUCACCCCUUGGUGAAUUGGUGUUUGGUAAAAUUUUGACACAUUCAGAAAGCUCAGUUGUCUUCUACCAGUUCGUGUCACUUGUGUAAGCGAGAUACCUAUCUUCAAACUAAAGGACAGACGUGUUGCGCACCAGUCUAUUAAUUAUUACUGUCUGUGAAAUGUGACGUUUGGCUACUAGUACUCGGUCAUUGAUGCCUUCAAUUCGUUGGUUGUAUAUGUUGGGACCGUCGAGUUGACAAUGCUGAGGGUGUAGUGGGAUGAACGGCGAUAUUUCUCGCAUCCCCAUUCAGUCUCUGAGUGCUGUAGUUAGUCUAACAGAUAUAAUUCCUGAACUCCCGUUACCUGCUCCAUUAAAUGCUGGAUCCAGUGUGGAAACUUUGUUGCAUGACUCUAAAAUAUCAAUAGAUGCCUUUCAAUGUCUUCGUUUUGGUCAUGACGGACUUGUGGGUUGCCUCAGUGAAGCCCUUGGGAGCGUAUGUACUAAUAAUAUCGAUUUCAAGGAGGGGUUUGCUAGUGACGUAAUUGACCCCCAUUUACUACCUGAACCACUUGUCAGCUCUCUGAAGAAGCUACCUGAUUUUGACAAAAAACGAGGAUUUUAUGGUCUUUCUUAUCCAGUUAAUAGUGUUUCUAGUGCAUAUAGAGUGGAACCUGGUUCAUGGUGCCAAUCUCUGGAUCAACCACAAUCUACCGAACUUCAUCAUUAUCCCAAUUCAUUUGAAGAACCAACUGAAUCCCCCAAUAAAAAGAAGAAAAAGCGGAAAAAGAAAAAGCACAAGUAUUGUGAUGACGGUGAUACAAGUGGAACAGGGGGCGAGUCAAACGCUACCACUCCAGCAGCAUGUGAUGGUAUAACUCCAAAUAAAUUUGAGGAUAAUUCAUUAUCUCCUACUUCAACAUAUGGUAUUGUAAAAGUCAAUGCGGAUACAAAAAAACUAUCUUUAAAAAUUUUCAAACGACCUGCAAACGAUGGCUCCCAGCCUGUCUUUAUGGUUGAGCAACUGGGUGGUGUUGAGCCAGUUAAAAAAGAGAAAAAGAAGAAACGAAGUAAAGAAAAGGAUCGUGAACAUCGAUUUCAUCACGAGGUUCGAUCAAAGUCAGAUAUUCACUCUUCUCCGCUGGGAGUGCACGUCCAGCAACAUGAGUUAUCUAUUGAUUUACCAACACAAGCACAUAAUGCCCCUACUUCAAACAGCCCUUUAAGUACUGUAACACCUAAUGAAAACUGUAAGAGCUCCGAAUUUAUCCCUUCAACUUUUAAUGAGAGUUGUCAGCUGUCUAUAAAAAAUCCUUCUCAACUUGACCUAUCACUCAUAACAAGCGAAGGUUUGUUUGAAAAUUUGAGUUCAAUGGAUAAUUUGUAUCAACAGCCCCAGUCAGUAUCUACAUCCAGUCUUCCCAGCACUCCAGCUUCAAUAUCUGGUAACGGAAAGGUAAUGACCUCAAUUAAUUGUGCUCCUUCUACGUGUACGUAUAGUUUCGAUACCGCACAAGCAAAUGUAUUCACAACUAAAUCAAACAUGUUCUAUGAGUUGUUGCGUAGUAAUGAUCCUAAUAUAACCUUGAAACAUGUUGCAGACAGUUUACCCAAUGAUUUAGUGACAUCCAAUUCAUCUGUUUGCACAGCCAUCCCCAAUACAUUAGGCUCUGUAUGCAACAUGAUGGACUUUGCUUCUAACUUCCUACAAAAUGAAAUGCUUCCAUCCAAUUCGUCCUGUAUCAAUUUUCCACUUGGCAUUGCUUCUUCAGCUACUUGUGAUAGUUCUAAUGUUCAGAAGACUGGCUUUCCUGUUCAACCAUCUAAUGCUACUACUUCUUCCUUUUUGGUUGCUUCGCAUUUGAUUGAUUCUAGUCAUUCGUCUGUUGUUACUGCUGCAGAUUCCACUUUUGAUGUUUUGGGUGGCAUACUCAAUUCUUCUGGUUAUGCAUCUGUUACGGAUGUUAGUCCUGCUGCAUUUGCUGCCAAUUUUGAUAUGUCUGGUUUGCCUCCAGACUCCAGUUCUCACCAUGUCCCAAUGGGGCUCGCUAGUUAUUUAUCUGCUCCUAAUCAAGGUGUUACUAACACUCAAAAUCCCAAUGAAUAUCGUACCCAGAAUAGAGAACCUGUUUGUGCUGGUCCACAUUUAUCAUCAACAAUUACAAGUACUCCUCAACCGUGGUGGAAACGAAAAAGCAAUUCUGUGUUAAGAAGACGUAAACGGCGGAAAAAUGAACUUGAAGAUUUGCAAUCCUGGACUGUCAAUUAUCCAGUUAGUGGACCUGGCCUAUCGAAAUCUACCUCUGAACGCACAAAAGGUCCUGAUGAACGUACCUGGGAUGAUGCAAUCGGUUCAUAUAGCCAGGUUCUUGGUGAACGUGUUAAAAGACGAAAACGAAUGGUUAGACAGGGAGGGAAUCUCGAUUCAGAUUUUGUUUUUGAGCAUGAUAAAGACUAUCCAAAUGAGGGGGAUAGUGAUCGUGGUAGCAAUGAGCCCAACGGUACAAUUGAACUUACAAACGAUUCUACUGGAACCAACGAAAUUGCUCACAAUAUACGCGAAAUGCGUUCAGGCGCCGCAAAUCGUUCGUAUGCUGGUAUGGACGAAGAAGACGAGGAAGCUUCGACGAGUCAGACUGGCUGUUCAAAUGGCUCUUCAAAUGCCAGAAAACGAAAGAAGCUGGAUGACGACGAACCUUUUGAAGUCCGACUGAAGGAACCUGUUGAAGCACGUUUCCCCCAUAUACGUAAAGCAGGAGAAUCCACUCGUAAACGACGUGAACGUGUAAAUUUCGGGAUUAUGACAUUGAAUAAUUUAUCUGCUCAACGAAAUAAUCCGAGGGAGCAAAUUGUUGGCGGUGAAACGGGGAGUGUAAAACGAUUUCUCAACAAGUUGUCAACUGUUCUAGAAUCUAUCGAAGAAACAGACUUUUUGAAAAGUUUUGGUGGCAUUCCUAACAGUGAUGAUCAACUACGAAAGUCUAAUACUGAAGAAAUCAUUUCAUAUCCGGAUAAAGAGAGCCUAUCAACUGAGGCAAUUAUAUCGGCCGAAGACUUGGCGGAAUUUUGUCGUGACGCUGCUAAGUUAAACUCUAUAGGUGUUGCUAAUCAGAUCCCCACUGGUCAAUUGCUCAACUUCCUUACUUUGUUGUUGCUCAACAUACGAGACGGUUCAAAUGUGAUUGCUUUAUUGAGACCUGAAGAAGAAGCUGAUGCACAUGAAAGCAAACUAUGGAAAGAGGUAGCAAUGGAGCGAGUAAUGCGAAGUAUGAAUUCUGGUCUAACUGCAUUAUUACUAAUGACUUCGAAGGAUAUGCCCAGGGAAGUAUAUGUUGAAGAUGUUAUAGAGCGUACAGUGCAUAGUGUCAGAUUUCAAUUAUUCAAUUGCAUUUACCCGGAAUUCGAUCCUGCUUAUCGCGUUGAAAAUACAGCUAAAGAAAAUCAAAGCAGUAUAAAAUCUAGACGUGCUCGUGAACGCGAUGCCCAAAGACCAAAAUCUAUAAUUCAUCUGUACCACAAAUUAGUGGAAAUUGUUUCUAAUUUAUCAAAGUUGGUAAAAAUGCAAAGACUGACAGAUAGCUUAGUCCUUACCUUAUCUAGUGUUGGUGUCUCCGUGUUCUUUGUUGAAAAUGUCAGUGAGUUGCAACUUGCUGCUCUGGAACUUGUCACUGCUAUAUUCGCCCAGUAUGAAUCCCACAGAAAGCUUAUAAUGGAGGAAAUAUUAGCUAGUUUGUCCCGGCUCCCUUCAAGUAAAAAGAAUUUGCGUUCUUAUAGAUUAAAUAGUGAAGAUAGCAUUCAAAUGCUUACAGCAUUAGCACUUUUGUUGGUUCAAUCCGUUGUAAGUCUUCCUGAUCCAUCACCUCUCAGCUCAGAAUAUAAUCCUAAUGUUUUCUACCAGACUUCAAAUGUUUCUGUACCCACCAAUGGAGCAUUAAUUCAAAAAGCAGAUGAUGAAGUGACAAUUAUUAAUUCCUAUCAUAAUGCUCUACGUACAGCUCAUACUUUUCUGUUGGUUUUCCUACGCAAGUCAACAAUGAAGGGUGAAGAUGAUUAUCGAAUUAUUUUUGAAAACUUCGUAAAUGACCUUCUUUUAGCUGUUAAUAAACCGGAAUGGCCAGCAUCAGAGGUUAUGCUUAGUCUUCUUGGUAGUUUGUUAGUACAGCAGUUCAAUAACAAGUCACUUGAUCAAAAUGUUCGAGUUGCUAGUGUUGAUUACUUAGGAACAGUUGCAUCCACAUUACGUCGCGAUGCCGUGACCAGCCAGUUAAAAGAACAUGAUAUUGAUGCUGUUAUUCGUGAUCUACUGGAAGGUAAUCAGUCGGAUGAAGAUGAAGAAGAUUCUGAAGAAGAGUUGCAAGAAGAUGUAGAUACAAAAACUGAUGAUCUAAAGGAAAUGAAUGGCGAUCGUGGAUCUAACUCUGAAGUAGACAGGAAUAAAUCAGAGUCUGAUAUUCAUUCAGUUGGUUCUGCUUCCACUACUGGAACACCAAUCCGUCACAAUGAGAAUGGUUAUAGUUCAACGAACUCUAAGUCUGUAACCAGAGUAGUUGAAACCAAAUGUUCUGAAGAAAAAGUAAGAAGUAAAAAGACAGAAAACAAAAAUAAAUAUACUGACCCUAUUUCUCAGUUGGAUCGAGUCCAGGCACUACGUGAUGCUAUUUUAGACUAUCUUGCAGCAGAAGAGUCGAGUCCUACGGCCGUUUAUGCUCGUAAGUUCUACCUAGCCCAGUGGCUUAAUGAUUGUACAAAAGAAACAGAACGUGCUCAAAGAAGUGUAGUACAGAAAAAAAGCCAAAAUGCUGUUUUAAAUGGCAAUGGUGAAACUAUCUGUGCUACGAAAGGUUUAUCGGAGGUGGAUCAGGCGCUAAUACUGGCAGUAGCAGAGAGAAGAAGACAACACAUUUUAUCAAAAGUACGUGAAGCCUCACAAUCUUGGCGCCAACGCAGAUGUUUAUGGAGCAAUUCAUUACCUCCUAAUGAGAAAAAGUCUGCAAACGUAUGUAUUUCUGAUUCGAACCAAGAAACGACGCUUAUUUUACGGGGCACUUUAGACUAUGAAGAUUGUUGCUUAGUUUGUCGUUAUCUUGCCAGUCUUAGACCAUUUUCUCAAAGUUUUGAUGUUUAUUUAUCUCAAAUAUGCAAAUUAUUGAGCGAAUCAUCGGUUGCUGUGCGCACUAAAGCGUUAAGAUGUUUGUCGGCAGUAGUGGAGGCUGAUCCAAAUGUUUUAGCUCGUGUAGAUAUUGAGCGGGCUGUUCAUUCUCGUCUUCUAGAUACAUCGACUUCAGUUCGUGAAGCUGCUGUAGAUCUGCUUGGUCGAUUUUUAAGUUGCAGACCAGAGUUGACUGCACAAUAUUAUCCUAUGUUGGCUGAACGAAUACGGGAUAAAGGCGUAAGUGUCCGCAAACGCGUCAUUCGAAUCCUUCGUGAUAUUUGUCUUGAGCAACCAGAUUUCCCAAGAGUUGCUGAAAUUUGUGUUAAAAUGAUUAGACGUGUUAACGAUGAAGAAGGUAUCAAGAAACUUGUGCACGAGGUUUUUCAAGCAAUGUGGUUUACUCCUGUACGUGAAAGGGAAACAGUGAAGCUUCUUAGAAAGGUUAUGAAUAUAACGGAUGUCGUUGGUGCUUGCAAAGAUACAGGUUAUGAAUGGUUUGAACAAUUUUUACGAACUCUUUUAAAAAAGGAAGAAACUGAAAAAGUCAAACCGGUUGAAAAAGCAUGCAAACAAAUAGCUGAUUGUUUGGUUCAAAAUAUUAUGCGAUUAGAAGAGAUUUCUAGUCAAAGCAAUCAAAGGUUAGUAGCAUGUUUGGCAACACUCCAUCUAUUAACCAAGAUCAGACCAGAAUUAAUGGUUCAGUAUACAAUGGUAUUACAACCUUAUCUGUCCAUUCGCUGUAAUGAAGCUUCAGAUGCCCAUGUGUUACACUACGUAGCUAGAAUUCUAGAAGCUACGUUACCAUUGAUGGAACAUCCCAGUGAGACACUAGUUGCACAACUUGAAGAGGACAUGGUUCGUCUCACUCUACGACACGGAAAAAUGGUACUUGAAUCAUGUGUUGCAUGUUUAGGUGCAGUUGUCAACCGUGUUUCAAAGAACUACUCUCUAGUUAGAGAUUGUUUCACCCGAUUUUUCAACGCUCUUCAAAAAUUUCGUAGCGAACUAUCGGAUGAUCCUGAGCGCAAAAUAUCCCCAACCAUUCGCCCUUCUAUUCUUCGAGCUCUAUUUACUGUUGGUUUACUUUGCAAGCACUUUGAUGCUAAUGUUUUCCGAUCAAACAAAAACGUGAAUAUUCGUGAUCAAGUAUUCGAAACACUUAUGUUCUUUACAGAGCAAGUUAAAUCAGACAUUGAAAUGCGUAAGAAAGCAUUGUCGGGGUUAGGUUUUCUCUGUACUCGUCAUCACGAACUACUUUGUGGUCCUCGUCUUUGUAAAUUUUAUCAUGAUCUUUUACAAGCUCCUUGUGAUGAAGCGAAUUCCAAACCAUCCGACCAUCAUUUGGAACUAAAGUGCAUCGUGUUAGAAAAUUUACUAAAUUUUUUUCUUGAGGAAGAAAAACGAAUGUUAGAAGCUGAUGCGAAAUGGAAAGCUAGUCAACAUCAAGAAUCACUGAAAGAAAUGGGGGAUAUUGCUUCGGGCAUGGGUAGCUCAGUCGCUCAGAUGUAUCUCAAAGAUAUACUGGAGUCAUUUUUUUCACCAUUCUUUACUGUGAGGCUCACUGCACUUUCUGUCAUAACUACAAUUCUCCGUCAGGGUCUUGUUCAUCCAGUCCAAACUGUACCCUAUUUAAUAGCUAUGCAGUCCGAUAUUGAUCCGAAUAUUCGUAUUAAAGCUGAUGCUCAACUUCAGGAAAUAGACACUAAAUUUCCGGGCUUUCUGACAAUGCGAGCUGCACAAGGUGUUAACUUGUCUUAUCGCCUUCAGCUUGUUUUAUACAAUGAACUACGUGAAAAGCUGAAGGGGAAUUCUGGAGGACCUCUUCAACAAAUAGGUUCACCUGAAUCAUCAAAUCUUCAUAAAUCCACUCAUCCAAUCAGUGCUCCACGUCGAAAUGUGCGUAAUAGAUCUGAGGCUGAUAGUUUGGGCUCAGAUGAAAAUCCAAAGUGUUCACCACCAACGAAUUUCUCGGAAUCUCAAUCUCUUCUCAAUAUUCCAGAAGAUUCUUUUGGGGCUAUUCGCGGUACUAGAGAUCCUUUCAGUGAAGUUCCUUCUGCUCUGAAUUCGCAUCUAUAUUCAAUGCUUAGAAACAAUAAAAGUCAACGGCGUUCUCUACUUAAUGGCCUCAUAUCACUGUUCGAUGAUUCGCAGAGGAUUCCUCUUAGUCAAUUGGUAUAUGUUGCUGAUAACCUGGCUCAUUUUCCUUAUCAAUCGCAAGAGGAACCUUUGUUCGUCGUGCAUCAUAUAGACUUGAUGGUUAGUAUGGCUGGUUCAGGAGUUUUAAACAAUGUUCGUGAGGCACUUUUUCCAGAACUAAAAGCAGCUCUAGAGUCUGUUCUUACUGCUCAACUUGAGACAGAUGCAAAAAAUCGUGCACAAAUGGAAUUGCAGUUGCGUGCUGAACUUCAGGCGCAACAGGUUGGUUCGGCUGAUGCUCUAAACAGAGGUGAUCACGAGACAGCUGAAUUAUUUGCCGAUCAAAUUCAACAUACUAUUCAAAGAAUAAACAAUUUAAAUACCUCCAAUCCUCCUGUUAUGGCUAGUAACGCAUCUCUAUCUGAAUUCUCUUCCUGCCCUCUCCCUGGAAGAGAAGGUGUUUCUCGAGUUGAUCUGGGUCCUUUCGAAAUAGAAGAGGAGGAAGAUCCAAUUGCAUUAUUUGAUAGAUUGUCGAAGACUCGCCAAACAUCUUUAACGAUAGUUCGUGACGCGAUCCGUACCAGUCGAGCUUGUGUUUUAUUGCUGACGCUCAAACAAUUUUUGAAAGAAUCAUAUUGUAUCACCGAUGGUAAAAUUCAACGUUACUCACCGUCUGACUCAGCCAAAUUAUGGGAAAAGCCGUUAACACGACGUACUGGUGUUCAUUUUCAUCCAGUACCUUGUUUAAAAGCUGCCGGAAUGGAGAUCCAUAAAUUUGGCUCUUAUGCUCUAUGCAAUACUCAAUCAUUAGUUAAGACAGAUCAUAACAAUAUCGAGGUGUCCAAUCCCAGUUUCAAACAAGCAGAUAAGGAAGAAGAAUCCAUAAGUGAAAUGCAGUCUCUGAUCCGAGAUUACUUGGACUUCCGAAAGCUAAUUCUUACCAUUGAUCCUCCUGGAGAAGAAGAAUUAGGACCUGAUGACUUGAAUACGUCUAUGCAGUCUGGUGGACCGAUUGUUGAUGAUAGGUUAAAUACAAUUUCAGAUAGUGCACAGUCGAGCAAAGGUCGAUCUACAAAAACCUUAGUACCACAAUUGCACAACAAAUCUUCAGAAGAUGAAAAUGAUUCCGAAGACUCAAAUGCAGGUGGAGCUUCUCGACUUAUGUUGGCUCAAUCAGCUCCUAUAAAAAAAAGAAAACCAGCUCUCAAUUUACGUGGGAAUUCGAAAAGUUCGUUAAGUCGAAAUAGCAAGAAUAAGCGCAAACGUCGAAAACGAUGCAUAAUGGCGGCCAGUUCUAGUGGUGAAGAAAGUGAGUCAGCAGACGAGUCUGAACCGUCUGAUCUAGAUUACUGAUCUUAAUAAACAGGUCCUCUUACUUUUUUUCUACCACUUUUGGCUGUAAAAAUUGUUACUGCGCCACAUUUUGUUCACAAGUCAAAAUUUCGCGAAUUGUGCAUUAUGGUGUGUUUUUACUACAGACGUUCCACCCAAUAAAUAAAACAAACCACUAUUAUCAGGUUUCCUGAACAAUCCUCUCUUUGCUGAAUACUUCACUUAUUUGUCAACUCAAGCCUGAUUUUUGUAUGGAAGAUUUGUUUCUAUAUCUGUGCACUCUUUUCUUUAAUCAUGUUUUUCUUCUCUCCUAUGGCAGCUUAUCUCUUGAUCAUUAUUGUCUGUACGAAAGAGGUGUGUGCUUAGAUUUCUGGCUGAAGUUUUACCAUACUGUUCUGUAAUUAUGUAAAGCUAUUUUGUUUUUAAAGUGUAAUAAUGAAAUUGUUCAGAUCUCAUUAAUUACGUCUGCGUAUAUCAUGCGUUCUUCUUGUUGGAAAUCCGGUCGGUUUUACAAUAGGAUUACAUUCCCCCAAAAUAAUAAUUCGUCAUUAUGUUCUUGGUUAAUAUUUGCCUACUUUUUGAGAAACCUUCGAUGUAUGAUUAUCUGAAAGUAUGAUUUGUUUGAUUUUUUGCAUCAACAUCCAAAUUUUGACUUCUGUACAUUUAUGUUUCAUACUCAAGUUUCAUUGACAGUAUGAUAUCCUUUAUUCUCCUUUUACAUAAUCGCUAAUUUGUUUGUGAAGUCGUCUAUGGUAGUAUAUGUUCUAGAAAUUUUAAUUUUGUACAUAUAUAUAUACACCAAUGUAUAUUAUUUUCAUAAGAUUUAUAUGAUGAUUAACUGAUGGUACCGCCUAUUCUAUAAAUCCGAUUGUAUUUUUUUCUUUUGAAAAUUCAUAUAUCAAUGAAUGGGUUCAUUUGCCUGAAGAACGUUUCAUCAUGCUAACUGACCUGUGUUGAAACACCAUCCUUUUGUAUAUAGCAUAUUUCCGUAUGUUCGUCCGCAUUAUUCAUUCGCUUCUAUGAAUGACUUAUCUUUUAUUUUUUCUUUUUUUUGUGUAUACUUUAAUCGUCCACUGAAUAGGCGUUUUUAUCGGCUAGUUAUUGAUAGUCUUUCUUCGUUUUAAACAGGAGUAGUGCUGAUAUGUAAUGAUUUGUUCGUUUAACACUUACUCGUCUGUGUAUAUUUUAUCAGCACUCACUAUUCGGAUACUUGUUCGCCUAUUGUGUAAAUGUGUUUGCCUGUGAGACUAAGAGUCUAAUUAAAUUCUACAUUAAUUUUGCUUUGUUUUCAUAAAUCAUGUUUAAAACAUAAUCAGCUAGAAGAAUUGUUUCUUUUACUGUUGG
Molecule: messenger RNA, 10074 nt
Organism: Schistosoma turkestanicum
Lineage: Eukaryota; Metazoa; Platyhelminthes; Trematoda; Strigeidida; Schistosomatidae
Source: the annotation of a GenBank genome assembly